This is a messenger RNA of Yarrowia lipolytica CLIB122, 1164 nucleotides long. RefSeq lists its product as uncharacterized. Lineage: Eukaryota; Fungi; Ascomycota; Dipodascomycetes; Dipodascales. Gene Ontology annotation, molecular function: protein binding. The record is from RefSeq and is a predicted model, not a curated record.
AUGCUACCUCCAGAACUCAUCGACAACCUUGCAGACUACUGUUCCCUAGGCUCCCUCUACUCUCUCAGCCAAACAUCCACGGAGUGGAAUACGGUUAUCGAUGACUCAGAUUUCGAACGGCAACUGAUCAAGAGAUGUCCGUGGUACGAGCUGGAAUAUUCUCCCAGAAACUGCUGGAAGCACUGUGCAAAGAUGUACAUCUUACGGAACCCGGGGAACUGUGACUUGAUUUCAGAUUUUAGGUCGUUGAGCAUCCAACCCAAAUGGUCUGUUCCUUCGCAGUGGUCUGACUGUGUAUAUCCAGUUCACAAGGACAAAAGGCUUCCAGAAGAUUUCUAUGGCCUGAAAACCCCCGUUCGCAAGCAGUCCAAGUUUCGCAUCCACAACCAAGGUGUUAGCUUCGGAAAGUACUACGUGAAUUUGAGCGUUUCUGGCGAGAGACCUACGCCGGAGGACAAUACCGGAUGUGGAGCUGGUCUCAUGAUAAACAUUCCCGAGUAUUCAAAUUCGCAUGAGACAAUGUACACCGCAUCGGGGCCAAUGGUUCAGGCAGUUGUCUUUUUCAACGGACAGAGGAGCCUGUUGGUGUACAAAUACAAGGGGGAGGAGCGCCAGGCGGAGAUUGAUAUCAGUCAAUAUGUGAAUCUUACUGAACAGCGAGUUCUGCUUUAUGUUUCUUUCCGAAAUGUCUUUCUGGUCUCAAAGGUGUCCUCUGACGACGUCAAGACGUUUAUGGUGAGCAACCAUGAGCUGAAACUCAUCAACACCCAGAAGAGAAGAUACAUUCCAACAGGCAUAGUUUGUUACGAUGGAAUAUUGUCUGAAAUUCAUUUUUGUGCACUUCUUGGGGGGAUUGAUGUUGUGGAAAUGGAUUCGGCCGAAGCUGACCCCAGCACUCCAUUCAAUCGAAUGAAGACUGUAAUUCAGGAUUCGGUUCACAGCCGCUACGCUGUUUUGUAUAAACAAACUGGCCUAAUCUGUGGCAUUCUAGAUCUUGAAAAGAAGCAAAAAAUGGACUUCUUCCUACGAUCGAGCCUCGAAGAAGAUUGGGCACAUGGACAUCUGGUUAUGGCUGGUGUGUCCAAGGGCGAGGUCGGACUAUGGGCCUUUUCCCAUGCGUAUAUCAAAAGAGAGCUGGAGAAGGUCUCUUUAGAGAAGGUAUAA